This is a messenger RNA of Drosophila eugracilis, 6103 nucleotides long. RefSeq names its product formin-J (gene form3). Lineage: Eukaryota; Metazoa; Arthropoda; Insecta; Diptera; Drosophilidae. The transcript is spliced from 11 exons. Gene Ontology annotation, biological process: cellular component organization. The coding region runs from base 639 to 5576 and encodes 1645 amino acids. Gene Ontology annotation, molecular function: actin binding. The record is from RefSeq and is a predicted model, not a curated record.
UUUAUUUUUUGCUGCCAUAAGCCAGCUUGUUUGGCUCUUGUUUUGUUUUGGUUUUGAUUUUGAUUUUGAAUUUGAAUUUGAUUUUGAGUCUGCGCGACGGCGAGUUCUGUGCGCGUUGCAUUUUCAAUAAACGCGUUUGCUUUUGGCUUUUGGCACGCUGCGUGGGCGCCAAUUCGUGUGGCUGUGUCUCGUGUGUGCAUUAGCUAAUGUGUUUGUAUUGCUAAUUAAAACGGCAGCAAAAGUAACCGCAAAGUGGCAGCAACAAGCAGCAAGCAAUAAGCAACAAGAACCCCCGACAAAAGCGAAACAAAGUGCAUUCGAUAAGUACGAUAACCGAAAUCCAUUCCCGAUCCAAACCCGAUCUGAGCACUAAAUUGGAUCGACAGACAAGCAGCAGCAGGUGUUUUCCCCAUUGCAUUUCCCAUGAUUCAGAGCACGAGGAACGUUCGGCAUGACGUGAACUGCUUAGAUAUUCCAUGCGAGAACCGAAACCUUUGCAACUAGCCGCCAACCCAAUCGAUCGUCUCGCUUCGAUUCGAUCCGAUUGCCCCCGAAAAGCGUCCGUUUUGGGGACGUGAUCAGUCCCGAGAAGAGAACCCUCCAAAAAUCUAGAACCAAAUAGAAAAACCCGCCACGCCAUGGACUCACGCAUCGGCCUGGACUACAUUGUCGAGAAUCGUGACUACAUUGCCAAGCUAGGCGCUGCCCUGGACACGCAGAAUGCCACUGUCAAGAAGCAGGUCUUCGAGCUGCUCUCGGCGCUGUGCGCCUACAGCCCCGAUGGCUAUGCGCGUGCCAUUGAAACCCUAGAAUUUUACAAGAAUCUCAAAAAGCAGCGAUACCGCUUCAAGAUUGUCAUCAACGAACUGGAGCUGUCGAGUGCCGCUGCACAGCCGCCCCUGGAUUACCAAGCCGCCUUGCUGGCCUUCAUUAACUGCGUUAUCAUUUCUGCGGCCACUUUACAGGAGCGGAUCCGCAUCCGGAACGAAUUUAUAGGUCUCAAAGUUUUGCCGCUGCUCAAUAACCUAAGAAAAGUCGCACAAAGUGUGGGCGAUAUCAUCGUACAAUUGGACGUAUUCGUGGAGCAGCAGGAAUGCGACGAGGCCCAGAGCCUUCAGGCGCCCGAUGGCAUCAAUCUCAAUUCGCAUCUUGAUGUCUUCUACGCGAUUCUGCGACAGGUGGCUGAUACGCCGCAGGAAGUGCCAUUCCUUAAUAUUCUGCAGCACCUGCUGCGCAUCGAUCCCAAGGAGCCGCUUAGCGACAUCAUCUGGGAUACCACAGAGCGGUUGGUCCAUCGCGCCACGCUCCUCGAAAGUCAUGAGGAUUCGGUGCGUCUGCUACGCACGCCCAGUAGCCAGAAGUUCGCCUGCCAGAGUUGUCGGGGAAGCGAUGCCAGCAGCCCCACCCGCAAACCCUCCCAGCCGGUGGGCGCGGCGGCUAAGACGACGCCGCCACCACCCCCACCACCGGCGCCCAUGGCACCCGCAGCACCACCCCCCCCGCCUCCGCCGUUAAAUGGCCUAACACCACCACCUCCGCCGCCGCCCAUGAUCAAUGGCGGCGCAUUGCCCCCUCCACCGCCUCCGCCUUCGAUGCAAAUGGCAUCACGACCUAGGACUCCAGAUCCUUUGGCCGCAGAGACAGUGGCCACUGUCAUAUUGCUACCACAGCAGGACACUCCAGCUCCCAAGGCCAAGAUGAAGACUAUCAACUGGGGAAAAAUUCCGCACACCAAGGUCCUUGGCAAACAAAACAUCUGGAGCAUCGUGGCUAGCAAUCAUCAGGACAGCCCGAUGCAGGACAUCGACUGGAACGAGAUGGAGGGACUCUUCUGCCUGCAAACAGCCAGUGCGCAGGGAUCACCGAAAUUGGGACGAGAUGGUAACCAAGCAUCCUCUGGUUCCAAUGGUUGCGACACCUUAGACCGAAAAUCGAAGAAGGAAAGCACGGAGAUCACUCUGCUCGAUGGCAAAAGGAGUCUGAAUGUGAACAUAUUCCUAAAGCAAUUCCGCACCAGCAACGACGACAUCAUCCAGUUAAUAAGGCAAGGCGCCCACGAGGAGAUCGGAGCGGAAAGACUAAGGGGCCUACUGAAAAUAAUGCCCGAGGUGGAUGAGCUGGACAUGCUGAAGGGUUUCAAUGGGGACAAGGCACGACUAGGUAAUGCCGAGAAGUUCCUUUUACAGCUGCUAGAGGUUCCCAACUACAAAUUGCGCAUUGAGAGCAUGUUGCUCAUGGAGGAGUUCGCGGCGAAUGUGGCCUAUCUGGAGCCUUGUAUUAAUGCCAUGCUGUACGCUGGCGAUGAACUGCUCAAUAACAAGACCCUUCAAGAGGUCCUCUACAUGGUUGUUGUGGCUGGAAAUUUCCUUAACUCCGGCGGAUAUGCGGGCAAUGCUGCCGGCGUUAAGCUAUCCUCACUGCAAAAACUUACAGACAUCCGUGCGAAUAAGCCAGGCAUGAAUCUGAUUCACUUUGUGGCCCUCCAGGCGGAAAAACGAAAUCCCGAGUUGCUGCAAUUCACAGGACAACUAAGCACCCUUGAAAGUGCUAGCAAAACAACCUCAGAGCAGAUCAACAAUGAAAUCAACACCUUGGACGGCAGGAUCAGGAGAAUAGCCAGGCAAAUCGAACAGCCAGCAACGGAUGCAGAUAUCAAAGAUCAAAUGGCCGACUUCCUGCAGGCCGCUGAAUCGGAAUUAACUGUUCUGCAAUCGGGAAUGAAACAAGUUGAGUCCAUGCGGCUCAAAAUGUCCGAGUUCUUCUGCGAUGAUGCAGCCACCUUCCGGCUGGAGGAGUGCUUUAAGAUCUUCCAGAAUUUCUGUGAUAAGUUCAAGCAGGCUGUCAAGGAAAACGAGCGCCGUCAACAGCAGGAGCAGCAGGCAACUUUAAGACGAAAGCAGCGCGAGGAGCAACUGGCCCGCAGAGCCAGGCAGAUUGGUCAAGCUGGAACACCGGUCUCCGAUUCGGAGCACUCCUUCCUCGGCGAUGCUCUUUUCGAUCCUCGGGCUAGUCCGGCGUUGAGUCGCAGGCAUUUGGGAUCCGGAGAGAUCAGCAAUGGUUUCAUCCGCCUUGAACAGGACGGUGCCUCUCCGGACAUCACACCCAAUGGCAGUUUAAGACGCCGGCGUAGUCGAGUUUUGGCCGAGGAGGAUGACCUGAUGGAGUUCUUGAGGAGCUCGACCGGCCCUCACGAUGGACACAACAGCAGGGAGCGUAAGGCAGCCUACGGCAGUUUGGAUCGCUCGUGGGCCCGACGUGCCCGUUCAGGAAGUUCCAGUCGAAAGCGUCCCGAUUUGCUCAACAUUGACUUUGGCCUGGAUCGGGAAAGGGCCAGCUCGCCGGCUCCUCUUCUCCAGCAGCAACAACAGCAGGCGCAUGAGCGACUCCAAUCUCCGUUGGCCAGUGCAGCUGGCACGCCUACAACAGCAGCAAAUACGCCCACUGGCAGUGGAUCGGCGAUUGGCCAGACGCCGCCCAUCAACGAGGAUGCGAAACCAAGAAUAUCCCGUGAGUGGCGCCAGAAAAUCGAGACCUGGCUGCAAUCCAACGAAAGCGACGAGAAGCAGAACGAGGAGUACAGGCGCAAGCGUCGUCUGGUCAACGCCAACAGGCGAUCGCUCGAAAACGAAACUGAAAACGAACGAAAACUGGACCCCUUGCCGGAGGAGAAGAUACUGCCUUCGACGACGACAGCUACGCCAACGAACACGCCCACGACCACUAAUCCCAAUAACUCCACUAACAGAACGGAUCAGGAUUCUGGAAAAUACCAGCGAGUCUACGCCGACUGGAAGCCCUCAAAGACGCUCGAGCAGACGGAUGUAGUGGCCAACCUGCAGGCCAUUGCCGAUGCCCAGCCGCACGAUUCACUGCGUCAGUAUCGCCGCCAGCGAUCUCAAGACCAGUCCAGUCCCUUAGCUCUUCAAUCGAUAGCUGAAGAAGAUAGGCGGAAAUCAUUAAUACAAAAAAUGGGCGAAAGGGACAUAAGCAACGAGCGGUUGCAGGUAUACAUUAGAAGAUCUGCGAGCAGGGACCUACAGACUGUGAAACCGGAGGAGCAGCUAUUGCCGCCGAAGUCACCAAAAUCACAGGUUUCCGAUGACACAUUUGCCAGCCUGCUAAGUCACCACAAAAGCCAGAACGAGAUGCAGGCCUCCUCCAAAGAAGUGGAUGCGGAUAAUAUCGAAACACCCCCAGUUAGUCGUCGGGUGAUUGCCACGCCCACCACUACAGUGGUCACUGUGAGCAUGACGAAUAAGCCAAAGGUGGUCACGGAGGAAAAAGUAAACUCAGCGGAGCAGGAUGCCCCUGGUCACUUUGAUCGCCAUGCCUUGGCCCGACGGACACGUCGCUACAAGAGGCCUACUGACUACAGCAGUGGAAAUGAGGAGCUUCUGACCACCAACACACAAGAGUUGAAAACUUCGCCUUCGAAACCAGAACCACCUCCGCCUGAGAAAUCCAAGCAGAAGGAGCGUACGAUUAACAAACUGGAAAAGGUUGGUCGCCACAUAAGCUCCAUUAACCAGGAAGAUGUCAGGGAAGCUAUCAGAAAUCUUAAAUCGCCCACGGGAACACCAGAGCGACCUUGGAGUCCACCGCGAGAGAUAACGCCUUCCAAGAUGAAGCUCUCCGCCAGUGGUCACCAUGAACUGAAUGAUGAAGGCUUUGAGGAGACCCAGAGUCUGGUAUCGGACACUCCCUCCCAUGGAAAGGGUGAGAGCACCAAUUCCUCCUGCAACGAGGGUGUCAGCGAGACACCCGCCCGUCAGCGUCCGUUGCAGAAACAGAAACCCACGACGACCAGCAUCACCCAAAUAGGCAGUCGCCUGGCCGAUCGCUUGCAGCAGGCCAGAUUGAAGGGCUCAGGAUCUUCAGGAUCGACAGUCAGCAAGUCACAAAACCAAAUCCCUGCCACUCAACCGGCAACCGUCAAGAGGAGUCUGUCCGCAAGCAGACCACUGCGCAUGCCCAACGGUCAGCCGUUGGCUAGUGCUGCACCGCUGCGAUCCGCAUCUGCAGUAAGACGCUCGCCGCAGGAACAACAGGUUCUUGCGGGAGUGGAACGAAGCAGUUCGAGGAACAGCCUGCGAUCCUCGCGAUCGUCUAUUAACAGUGGAGCCUCAACGCAAACAGUGGUCAGACGUCUGCCAGCCGUCCAGCGUGCGGGAGCCACAGUAUCCGUUGACUCCUCUCCCAGUAAGAGACCACUGGCUGCCCAGAAUCUGCGGCCUACGCAAGGACGUGGAGUACCGGCCAGCAGAAGCAGCAGCAGUGGCUCCAGUGUAGGACCCAGUGUGAUCCUGGUGCGCAGCAAGAUGUCUACCACUGCUCCAAAAUCGAGUAUCAACGGCAGCACCAGUUUCAAAGAGAAUCAGUCCCAGUCCCAACCACAGUCCCAGUCCCGGAUGAGUGCUGCUCGCAGUGUAGUGUUGGUGAAGAAUGCCCUGAAUCAGCAGCAGCAAGCCAGGAUGAAUGGAAACCCGAGUCCCCAGCAGAGGAGUACCAGUAGCAGUCGAUCUGUAAGCAGCUUUAUGCGACCUACGGCCAGCAGUGCCACCAAGCGCCAGAAGUAGGAUCACAGGGUUCAGUACAGUCCUCGUCCAAGUUAACGUCCCAAGUUUACACAUGUUACAAACGCAUCCAAGCCGUCCAAGCGACAAUUUCGAAUUUCUAAGCAGGAUCUGAAACACAAAUCAACACACAUAUAAUUGUUACAGUUGAAAUAUUUUGAGAAGUUAUACAAAUCUAAUGAAUUCCCUGCACAUUCCAACUGAAGGUCCGCGAAUCCUUAAUACAAAAGACAAAAUCUUUCAAAUUCUUAAAUAUAUUUGAUCACAAAAAAAAAAAAAAAAAGACAAAAAUACUAGCAUGUACUACUCAACUAAAACUUAGAUUAAGUUAAAAAAAUGUUAAACUCGUAUUUUCCAUAUUUAACAUAUAGUUGUAGGCAUUAUUCGAUUAUAUGAUCACGUUAGGAGACUUUUUUAUAGAAGCGCGUUGUUUACAAAGUGUGUAGUUGAAGAAACCAAAACGACAAUUACAAAUCUUUAAAAUAAAAAAACAUAAGCUUUAAUCUUCAUAAUAAAUAAACUAGAUAACU